This is a messenger RNA of Tauraco erythrolophus (red-crested turaco), 1932 nucleotides long. NCBI's taxonomy places the organism in Eukaryota, Metazoa, Chordata, Aves, Musophagiformes, Musophagidae. The record is from RefSeq and is a predicted model, not a curated record.
GUGUGGACGUUUGUGUAAGUGUGAGAGCAUCAUGGUGGCGUUUAAAGGAGUCUGGACUCAGCCCUUCUGGAAAGCCGUUUCAGCAGAAUUUUUGGCCAUGCUCAUUUUCGUCCUCCUCAGCCUCGGCUCCACGAUCAACUGGGGUGGAGCAGAGAAUCCCCUGCCUGUAGACAUGGUCCUUAUCUCCCUCUGCUUUGGACUCAGCAUUGCAACCAUGGUGCAGUGCUUUGGACACAUCAGCGGAGGCCACAUUAACCCUGCUGUGACCGUGGCAAUGGUCUGCACGAGGAAGAUCAGCCUCGCCAAGUCAGUCUUCUACAUCCUUGCCCAGUGCCUGGGAGCCAUCGUGGGUGCAGGCAUCCUUUACCUCGUCACACCACCCAGCGUGGUAGGAGGCCUGGGAGUCACUGUGGUACACAGAGAUCUUUCCGCUGGCCAUGGACUCCUGGUGGAGUUGAUAAUUACAUUCCAGCUGGUUUUUACUAUUUUUGCCAGCUGUGAUUCAAAGCGAAGUGAUGUCACUGGUUCAGUAGCUUUAGCAAUUGGAUUUUCUGUUGCAAUUGGACAUUUAUUUGCUAUCAAUUACACCGGUGCCAGUAUGAACCCCGCUCGAUCAUUUGGACCUGCUGUCAUCAUGGGCAGAUGGGAAAACCAAUGGGUAUAUUGGGUGGGACCAAUAAUAGGAGCAGUCCUUGCUGGUGCUCUUUAUGAGUAUGUCUAUUGCCCAGACGUUGAACUCAAGCGCCGUUUUAAAGAUGUCUUCAGUAAGGCUACCCAGCCAUCCAAAGGGAAAUACAUCGAGGUGGAUGACAACAGGAGCCACGUAGAGACCGAGGACCUGAUCCUGAAGCCUGGCAUAGUUCACGUGAUUGAUAUCGACAGGGGUGAAGACAAGAAGGGAAGAGAUCCAUCCAGCGAGGUGUUGUCUUCUGUAUGACUAGCAAGAAGCACUGAAAGCAGAGAGCAGCCUGCUAGCACAGAUAUCCUUCCACCUAUUAAAGAAACAGAUCUCCUCUAGACUGAGCAUCUACCAUUUCUUAAAAGGUAUGGUGCAGGCAGCUGGGUGGUAGUGGUGUCACCAAACCAUACACGUGCUCAGUUCGAAGAUUAGGACUUUACUGUAAUUAGGAUUCCCCAUCUAUUCCAAAUUGAGAAUUGUUCCUACUAUUUUCCUUUCCUUCUUUCUGGAACAACUCCAAAGUCAAAACAAAAGGUGAAAGUACUCUCCUUUAAUAAAUCGGUCAAUAAUGAGAUGAAGAUAGAGAUGUUUAACAUUCAGAUUGACAGUUAAGGCGUAUCAGGAAAUGCCUAUAGACAUAGAGACCUAUUUAUCAGAUUGUUCUUCUGAUACUUAAUUGGCUGUUGUCAGCUCCGAUUACAAUAUCUUAUCCAUUAAGCGUUCUCUGCGAGGUUCAGGGACAGCACCAACAGUAUUUAAGAGCUUUAUCCACAGUCAAGCAAAGGAGUAUUGUUUCCACUCGUACAUCAUUGUUGCCUUGCAAACUACCUCUGAAAAAAUGAUACUUUAAUAGGUUUAAAAAAAAAUAAAUAUAUCAACCCAUCAAAUUUCACUCAUGUGUUUUGCAGUAUAAAUAUAUUACCUUCAUCCCUUCCCAGGAGUAUAUAUGCUGAAAUUGAACAUUGAAGUCUACUGUAAAAAAGCUGCAAAGUAUUUGACUGUACUUCAUGCUCCUUCUUGCCAUUGUCUAUCUGGUGAAACAUUCUCCUGAGGUUUGACUAUUGACUGUUUAGUGUUAUCAGACUCCCAAGGUCAUGCAAAGAAUACAAAGGCUUUCCUGUUACUUAAUAACUCAAAUAAGAGAUAUCAGAAGAAAAGAAGGCAUAUCUGUUUUCAGUGCACUUGUUCAAAUACACAUUUCUGUGCUAAUUUAUGUAAACUAAAGGUUUAAAUUACUUACCUACUUUCUUACA